AUGGCGACGAGGAUCAAAAUCGAUGCGGCUGCUCUGCCGGCGUUCAAAACCGGAUCGGAUCCAAGAAAUGAUUGGUUGAAAUGGCGUAAAGCAUUUGAACGUUUUAUGGUGGCGAACGGCAUAGAAGACGAUGACGAGAAAUACAAUUUGUUGCUUGUGUUAGGUGGUAUUGAACUACAAACAUACUAUGAUAAAAUCGAAAAACUUCAUGUUGGUGUCCCAACAACAGAAGAGGGUUCGGACGUGAUAAUACUUAAAUAUGAGUCAGCGGCCCUAUCGUUAGAGAAAUACUUUGCACCACAGUUGAACAAGCGUUUCGAGAGGCAUUUAUUUCGAGCUCUGAAACAGGAAGUAGGGGAAAGUUUUGAGGAUUUCGUUUUCAAGCUGAAAGAACAGGCAAAUCGUUGCAAGUUUUCGGACGUGGACGAUAUGAUAGUCGACCAAAUCAUCGAAGGGUGCAACUCGCUUGAACUUAGAAAGAAGUUAUUAACGGAGGAGAAAGACUUUUCCGAAGCACUUAUGAUAGGUCGAACUAUCGAAAACGUGCAGAAACAAGCGAAACAGUACAGCAAUCCUUUGCCAUCCGGACUGGAAGGAACCUCGUUGGUUCAGAGAGUUGCUGAUCGACAAAUGCCUUCCACAUCUACCAAGCCUUGCUCGAGCAAUGCAAGAAAAUGUUAUAAUUGUGGCCGAUAUGGUCACAUCGCAAAGGACAUUCACAAAUGUGCCGCAAAAGAUGCAAAAUGUCACAACUGCGGAACUAAAGGCCACUUCAAAAUCUGCUGUAAUAAAAGGAAGUCGACGGAGCCACGAGAAUAUACGAAUCCCAAACGUAAAGUUCACGCAGUUCUGGAUGGGAAAUCGGAGGAGGUACUGGAAAAAGGAAUUUUUCUUGUAACCUCAGAAACCAAGGACGACGUAUCCGAGAUCUUAACUUUCUAUGUCAGGGGUGUGUCUACUAACAUGGUUGUGGAUUCCGGAUCGCCAGCUAAUAUCAUGCAAGAGUCUACAUACAAGCGGCUCAAGAAAUCUGGGGCACAGUUUUUGAACGAGAGAGAUGCGACUGACUUCAACCCUCAGUUCGAAGCAUUUGCGUCAACGGAGAAAAUUUGUUAUUGCAUUUGA
Messenger RNA from Armigeres subalbatus, 1125 nucleotides. RefSeq lists its product as uncharacterized. The record is from RefSeq and is a predicted model, not a curated record. Lineage: Eukaryota; Metazoa; Arthropoda; Insecta; Diptera; Culicidae. The coding region runs from base 1 to 1125 and encodes 374 amino acids. Gene Ontology annotation, molecular function: zinc ion binding; nucleic acid binding. The transcript has 2 exons.